This is a messenger RNA of Doryrhamphus excisus (bluestripe pipefish), 1750 nucleotides long. It is a transcript of the gene slc66a1, whose product is annotated as solute carrier family 66 member 1. Lineage: Eukaryota; Metazoa; Chordata; Actinopteri; Syngnathiformes; Syngnathidae. Gene Ontology annotation, molecular function: basic amino acid transmembrane transporter activity. Gene Ontology annotation, cellular component: membrane. The record is from RefSeq and is a predicted model, not a curated record.
GAACACGUGACCUGUGGAGUGAAACGUCGCACGAGCUGACUGAGUCAGCAGUUUGUCCACAGUCGGCUGACAACGUAGACAACAUUAUUUCCUUCCUUUUUAAAAGCUCCCUCGAGGCGUUUGUCUUACCCAGGUUAUUCCACCGGUUCCCAGCUACCACACAGAUUAUGUUUCCGCACAGAGACCUCAUACACGGACCUUCUGGGUUGGCCACUAGUGGAAACCUCUCUACGUUGUGCCCCAAUGGGUCCGAAUGGGUUUGGGAAGGUCUCGGCGAAUGCGCCCAGGAUGCUAGAGAUAUGGCCAGCAUCUACCUGGGCCUGCUGUCCAUCCUCUGCUUCAUGAUGUCCUCGUUGCCGCAGUACUACAGCUCGUGCAAAACGGGUAAUAUGGACAGCGCCCUCUCCAUUUGGUUUCUGCUGCUAUGGCUGGGGGGUGACACCUGCAAUCUGGUUGGCUCCUUUCUGGCAGAUCAGCUUCCACUUCAGACGUAUACUGCGGUUUACUACGUUUUGGCAGACCUGUUGAUGCUGGCCAUGUACUUGUACUACAAGAUGAAGAACAAAAUGGAUGAAAACAGGAGGGUUUUACACAUGGUGGGUGUGACCUGCAUCCUGAGCUGCGCUACAGGCCUCACGCACCUCCCUUGGUGGGGCACUGCCCGACAGGAAGUGAUGCCCUUGGGGUACAGAGGGCGCACGUUGCUCUCCAAUGUUAAUCUCGCCACCGUCAGGUCUUUCACUCCCAAAGAGAUCAUUGGUUUCUCCAUCGGCUCUGUGUCGUCUGUGCUCUACCUGUUUUCCAGACUUCCUCAGAUGUACACCAAUUUCAAGAGGAAAUCCACCGAGGGUGUCUCUUACUUCCUGUUUGCGCUGGUCAUCCUGGGAAACACCACAUACGGCCUGAGUGUGCUGCUGAAGAACCCAGACCAGGGCCAAGGAGAGAACAGCUACGUCAUCCAUCACCUGCCCUGGCUCAUUGGCAGCCUCGGAACGCUCUCCCUGGACCUCUGUAUUUCCAUCCAGUUCUUCAUUUAUCGCAAAGCAGCAGCGAGGCUGGAUGCCAGUACCCCAGAGACAACUCCUCUGAUGGGGAGCUAAAAACCCCCUCACCCCCACGAAACCACUCAGUCCUCAAGAUCACUCACAAUCACAGUGGAAAUAGUUUAUUUUUUAGUUGUAUAGUUUUAUUUAUUCUACUCAUGUUUUGUGAUUUUUACCAGAGGGAUGAUAUUACUGGCAUUCCCGCUGAGCCCCAGGCUUAGUUUUAAAACGGAGCAAAGGGUUUUUAGGACGUUUUGACUGAAAGGAAAACGGAUAUUUCUCGUAUUGAUGUUAACACAAUCUUAAAAGAAAUAUUUUACAAGUUGCCAAAUAUUUGCUGCUGCAUGAAUUCCUGUGAUCAGGUUUACAUAACAACUGCAAUUUUAACUUUAUUUUUAUUAUUUUGACUUGUAAAUGUAGACGCGUAUUUACAGUUGUCAUUUUAUUCAUCAAUUUCUUUGUGUGUAUUUUAAAUACAUUUCAGUUUUUGGUUUUAUGGUGCUUUUAUUUUAGUUUUUUAAUUUUAAACACAGACACAUGACCAGUUGGAUUUGCACUGGUGAUCACUGGUGAGCACGAUAGUAUUAUGCACGUUUAAUUAUUUACAGUUUUACUGGACAUUCUCACUUUUUUUGCACACUUUAUAAUGGGAGGGGAACAUUUUAUCAGGUCAGUGUACUGUUAAAAAAAUAAACAAUUUCAUUCUA